AUGAUAUCUCUCUUACAGGUAUCCAUUACUGAAGAAGUGGAUAUGGCCCUCAUGCAGGGCUGUGUCACUUUUGAGGAUGUAGCCAUUUGCUUCUCACGUGAAGAAUGGAGACUUCUUGACAAGACUCAGAGGCUGCUUUAUCUCAAUGUUACACUGCAGAACUUUGUACUUAUAAACUCCCUGGGUUGUGGGCAUAGAACAGAAGAUGAAGAGCACAGAGUUUCUACACGAGCAUCACAGGUUUGGAGAUCUGAGACAACUCUCUCUCCACCAAAAACUCACCUCUGUGAAAAGUGUGUCCCAAUUCUUCAAAACAUUUUGCUCCUGCCUGACCUACCUGGGCAGAACCAUAGUUUAGAGGCACGUUCACAAUUUAAUCAGCACCAAAAACAUACUCUUACAGAAAAACUCUUGAAGAACGCCAACAAGGCCUCAUACUUGAAACUAUGCCUAUUCCAUACGUCAGCAAAGUCCUUCCCCAGUUGGGAUGUUGAGAAGGACCUCCCAGACAUACUGAGUCUUCUGAAAUCCCAGGUCUUUCCUAACAAUCCAAAGUCUAGCAAAAGCAAAGAGGGUAGGAAAGACGCUCACAGUCAUAAAAGUUGUAAGUCAGGAGCCUGUGGGAAGACUUCCAGUCAAAAACAAACACCUGUGCACCAGCCAAAAGCCUCCACUGGGAAAAAGCUUUAUGAGUGCAGCAAAUGUGGGAAAACCUUCCGUGGCAAGUAUUCGCUUGAUCAGCAUCAGAGAGUCCACACUGGAGAAAGGCCUUGGGAGUGCAGUGAUUGUGGGAAAUUCUUUAGCCAAACCUCCCACCUGAAUGAUCACCGUAGAAUCCAUACUGGAGAAAGGCCUUAUGAGUGCAGUGAAUGUGGAAAAUUAUUUAGACAGAACUCCAGUCUUGUUGACCACCAGAAAAUUCAUACUGGAGCAAGACCUUAUGAGUGUAGCCAGUGUGGGAAAUGCUUUAGUCAAAAAGCUACACUUGUUAAACACCAGAGAGUUCACACUGGAGAAAGGCCUUACAAAUGUAGUGAGUGUGGGAAUUCCUUUAGUCAAAGUGCCAUUCUUAACCAACACCGGAGAAUUCACACUGGAGCAAAGCCUUAUGAAUGUAACCAGUGUGGGAAAUCCUUUAGCCAAAAAGCUACCCUUAUUAAACAUCAGAGAGUUCACACUGGAGAAAGGCCUUAUACAUGUAGUGAAUGUGGGAAAUCCUUCAGUCAAAGCUCUAUCCUUAUUCAACACCGGAGAAUUCACACAGGAGCAAGGCCCUAUGAGUGUGGCCAAUGUGGAAAGUCCUUUAGCCAAAAGUCUGGUCUCAUUCAGCAUCAGGUAGUUCACACUGGAGAAAGGCCUUAUGAAUGUGACACAUGUGGGAAUUCUUUUAGCCAAUGUUCUAGUCUCAUUCAUCACCAAAAAUGUCACAGUGCGUAAGACACCUCAUAAAAGUAGCAAAUGUAGAUAAGCCUUCAACCCAAGGCUUAAACAUCAUUUAGCUCCUCCAAAUUCAUACUUGAGAAAAGCCUUAGACUUAUAGUAUUAUGACACUAGAAAGGCUUCUGAGGUAGAUCUUAAUUCUGCCCACACCCAGGGGUGUGAGAUUACUCAGGAGAUCAGCCUGGGUCCUUGCCAUAUAUGAAUAUUUGUGGUAGAAGCCCUCUUUCUCUACCACAGAACCAGUAUGCAGUGAUCACCCCAUCAUGCUAAGGAAAGGGCAAAUUGUCAGUGCUGCUUGCCUGGAGGAACUCUUGAGUUGAGUAAUUUAUGGAGAAUUUGUUUUCUGUUUUUAACUGUUUAAAGCAUGACUACAACUCAGCUUUUACCAGGAAGAUUAACCCUAUUGUCUGCUGAAGGUAGCUACAAUUUGCUUACCUGCAUCUUUAAAAAAAAAAAAAAAAAAAAAAAAAGGUUUUAAUCAGUGUCACAUGACAGUUGCGGGAAUGUUUCCAGUCUUCUAAUUAUGGUUGGUCACUGCCUUCUCAUUGCUCUGGUUUAUACAUAGAUAGAUGCCUUAUUCUGAAAGCUACCUUUACUCUUAGAGUCCAGUUUACUAGUGGAAGGCUGGAAAACAGACUGAAUUUUCUAGGAAAGUAUGGACAGCUUUUGUGGAUGUCUCAACUUGGUAUACCUCUGCAGGGGCAGCAAAAGGGAAAAAAAAAAAAAAAA
Onychomys torridus (southern grasshopper mouse) is the source of this 2169-nucleotide messenger RNA. RefSeq names its product zinc finger protein interacting with ribonucleoprotein K-like. The transcript has 3 exons. The coding region runs from base 1 to 1437 and encodes 478 amino acids. The record is from RefSeq and is a predicted model, not a curated record. Lineage: Eukaryota; Metazoa; Chordata; Mammalia; Rodentia; Cricetidae. Gene Ontology annotation, biological process: regulation of immune system process; negative regulation of transcription by RNA polymerase II; regulation of cytokine production.